AUGCUGUUCAACUGGCAAGUAGAGAAUACCUGUGUCGUAUUCAGGUGGUGGCACAUUUCAGGCCCCAUUAGUAUGAUUUUAUCGUGCAUUGCCAUCUUCUUGAUAGCUGCUGGCUAUGAAUGGAUUCGAGCUUACUCCAAAGUCAUUGAAGACAGAUGGAAAGAAGCCGAGGUUUUGCUCGAGAGAAAUGGCCAAAUUGGUCAUGAUGACGAUGAAGAAGAGCAAGAACAUGGCGUAGGACAACAGCGCUCGCUUGUCCAUGCUUACCAGCAACACACAAGGUAA
Messenger RNA from Mucor velutinosus, 285 nucleotides. RefSeq lists its product as uncharacterized. The coding region runs from base 1 to 285 and encodes 94 amino acids. Gene Ontology annotation, cellular component: plasma membrane. Lineage: Eukaryota; Fungi; Mucoromycota; Mucoromycetes; Mucorales; Mucoraceae. Gene Ontology annotation, biological process: copper ion transmembrane transport. The transcript has a single exon. Gene Ontology annotation, molecular function: copper ion transmembrane transporter activity. The record is from RefSeq and is a predicted model, not a curated record.